AUGUCGUAUGACGUGGAAGAGGAUGAGGAAGAUGAGUCUGAGGUGCCACGCUUGUCCUUCGGCAACCGCUUGGCACUUUCCGGAGUGCUUUCCUCUGGGUAUCGAAAACUUGGGAUGCUCAUCGAGCACUUGGAAACCCGAACUUGGGAGAUGCAGAUCAUGGGCGGUGAUCAACGCAUCACAGCCGAUUGGGUGCUGAAGGAGAUUGACCGAUUCGCCCAGGGCCUGGGCAAAUGGCUGAAGGUGGCCGGGGAUGACAAAGCUGAAAUCCUGCAGCACAGUAUCGGCAGUCGGCCCUUGACCGAGCACAAGACCAUGGUGGAGUUCGGGAGCUUCGUAGGCUACACCGCCACCCGCAUGGGGCGCGCAGUGGAGCGAAGCUAUGAGAAGGGGUUCGCUGAGGGCUCCAUCCUCUUCGAGGAUUCCCGGCUGCAGGGAGCCAACCGGAUCACUUCCAUGGAGAUUGACCCGGUGCACGCCUGCAUUGCAAGGCAUGUACUUGACAUGAGUCGACUCUCCCACAUUGUGGAAGUCUGGAUCGGUCAGGUGAAAGACCUGAUCCCCAGGCUCACUGAGGAGCAUGGGGAUAUGAGCUUAAAUAUGGUCUUCAUGGAUCAGCGUGGUACUACCUUCCACGACGAUUUGUCACAGCUGGAAGAGCUGGGAUUGAUGUUUCCCAACUGCAGAAUUGUGGCUGACAACUGCGUGAAGCCGGGCUCUCCGGUGUAUUGUUGGCACACGACCGUCAGUGAGAGGUACAAGACCACGAACUACAGUCUGAACGAGUUCCUCGAGUCAACCAUCGAGGACUGGCAGGUGGUUUGUGACUACUUGGGUCCACUGGCGGGUGGCCAUCAGCGCCCCAUGCCUUGGGAGGAAGCAGGUGACGGCGGCGAGCCGUGGCGUUCCUAUCCCAUCCGCGACUUGUGAAAAUGGCUUUUUUUAGACGGCCGGAUGUUGAGUCAUUG
Cladocopium goreaui is the source of this 968-nucleotide messenger RNA. NCBI's taxonomy places the organism in Eukaryota, Dinophyceae, Suessiales, Symbiodiniaceae. The record is from the annotation of a GenBank genome assembly.